UGUAUGUGUUUUGUGGCUGUCACCUGUCACUACUUACCACUUGUCCUUGUCAGUAUUUUGCAUAGGUAUUUUGUUGUCAAUAGUUUACCAAUUCUAGCAAUUAUCGGUAAAAAAAAGAUUAUUAACAAGUUUCUUUUGCGAUGGGAGACAAUAACGACAAUGAAAAACAGCCUCUCCUUAGCCAGGAAAAUACUACAUAUAAUGGGGAAGUUACAGCUGGUCAACAAGCAACCGUUAGCCCAAUUGGGCCCGAUGAGUUGCCGCCACCAUUUUACCAGCCCUCAGAGAGUGGCGGUGUCCCUAUGGUAACUUGCAGAGUUUGUCAAGCUAUGAUUGAUAUCUCUGGCAAAAGAGACCAGCAUGUGGUGAAAUGUGCCCAAUGCAAUGAAGCCACUCCAAUUAGAAAUGCUCCACCUGGUAAGAAAUAUGUUCGAUGUCCUUGCAAUUGUCUUCUCAUUUGCAAGAGUUCAUCUCAGCGCAUUGCUUGUCCUAGGCCAAAUUGUAAGCGCAUUAUCAAUUUGGCCCCCAGUCCUGUAACACCGCCCGUUCCAUCUAUGCCUGGAAUGUGUAGAGUGACAUGUGGACAUUGUCGAGAUACAUUUUUGUUCAACACGUUGAAUAACGCUCUGGCCCGUUGUCCCCACUGUCGCAACGUGUCAUCCGUCGGUCCGGAUUAUUCCCGAGGUCGUGGUAACAUCUUCUUUUUCCUGACUAUUAUAUGCCUCGCCAUUGGAAUUGGAGUAACGGUAGGCACAUACGGAUACGCUAAAACGCACGGCGGCAUGUACGUCGCAUAUAUAGGGGCCUUCCUAUUCACCAUUAUAUUCCUCAUACGCAGUUGCUAUUAUUAUUGUAUGAAGGUGAGUAUCAUCGAGGGACCAAUGUAACGCGCUAGGUGAAUUCAACGUGCUAAUCAAAUAUUGAUUUUUUCGAAAUUAUUUUUGUAAGUGAAAUAGGGCUUAAAAAAUUGUUUGUUUUUCUUUCAAAUAGAAAUCUUCUUAGAAAUGUCAAAUCAAAAAUUCUAGAUAAGUUGAAAUGCGAUUUAUGCGUUGAAUAUUAAUUUAAUAAUGAUUUAUUAAAAGGCAUUUUUAGGUAACGCUAGUGAAUAAUUUUUAUUUCUUUUGUCAUAAAACAUAGACAUGACCGACCGCUAUAAUGAUUAUUGAAAUGUAUGAAAGUUUUUAAGAAUUAAUUAUAAAUUUGAAUAUUGUUUCAAUUAAUUUUUUAGACCCAUUUUAAGUACUAAAUUGAAUGUGCGCGAAUAAAAAUUAAAAAAUCAUCUUUAAAAUUACUAUAAUACAGGGUGGUCUGAAUUACAUUCGGGAAACUUUGGCAGCAUAUUCUACCGAUAAAAAUAAGUAAAAAAGUUUGUAUAAAUUUAUGUCCUAAAACGCUUCGUUUCGGAGAUACAGGGUGUAGAAGUUCCUUUUUUAUUUCGAUGCUUUCCAAAUAAUUUCUGAACUAACGUAUAUAUUUGGAUGAACAUUGGUGUCUGAGUGUUUUUUGACAUGAUAAACUACUGAGUGAAAAAAUAUACAUUUUCGCCGUUUUUACGUAAAAAAGGUCUCUUGGUAAAUAUCGGUAUAAGUAAUUGUUCCCCAGAUAUUUGGAAUGUGAAUUAUCAAUACAUGCCACAUGUUGACUAGAUAGUUAUUUGAAUGAAAUGAUAAAUCUGGGAACUUAUUAUUUUUUUAAAUUAAUCAUAAUUUUUCUAGAAAAAAUUAUAAUGAAACAGUUUCUGUUGAACCUUU
Molecule: messenger RNA, 1751 nt
Organism: Sitophilus oryzae (rice weevil)
Lineage: Eukaryota; Metazoa; Arthropoda; Insecta; Coleoptera; Curculionidae
Product: type 2 phosphatidylinositol 4,5-bisphosphate 4-phosphatase
Exons: 4
Coding region: 141-887 (248 amino acids)
Biological process (GO): phosphatidylinositol dephosphorylation
Cellular component (GO): late endosome membrane; plasma membrane; phagocytic vesicle membrane
Molecular function (GO): phosphatidylinositol-4,5-bisphosphate 4-phosphatase activity
Source: RefSeq, a predicted model, not a curated record